UCUAGAUUCAAGGAAUCCCAGUACUUAACUUCACAUGAAGUUACAAGUGAAGGCUCAAGCAAUCUUAAAGACCCUUGUGUGCUCUUAGAAUUAGAAAAGAUCCGUCUGGAGCAGGCCAAACUUGAUUUGCGCCGGGAAGAGAUGAAGCUAAAUCAUGAGUUUAGAAUAAAACAGCUGGAGAGCAAUCCUGUCUCUAUUCAUUCCUUUGAUGUGGCAAGACAGGUAAGACUUGUUCCACCUUUUUGUGAGCGGGAUGUCACCAAGUACUUUGUGAUGUUUGAAAAGGUUGCACAGAGUUUAUGUUGGCCCAAAGAGUAUUGGCCAAUAUUGUUGCAAAGUGUUUUGAAGGGUAAGGCUCAAAGUGUGUAUGCAUCUUUAUCAAACAUUCAAUGUGUAGAUUAUGAUAUUGUGAAAAAUACUAUUCUGAAGUCGUAUGAACUUGUGCCAGAGGCAUAUAGGCUCAAAUAUAGAAACACUUUCAAACUAGCUGACCAGACUUAUGUAGAAUUUGCCAGAGUUAAAGAAGAUUUGUUUAAUCAGUGGCUUCGUUCAAAAGAGGUAAAGUCAGACUUUGUUAAAUUAAAGGAACUAAUGUUAUUAGAGGAAUUUGCCAGAUGUGUUCCUAAAGAAGUUUCUCUAUACUUAUCUGAACGAGGUGUAGAUAAUAUAGCUGUUGCUGCCAUUAUGGCUGAUGAGUAUGUAUUGACACAUAAGACCUAUACUAAUAAAUUUCCGGGUUUUCAGAAUAAGAGAGAUGUUGUAGCAGCUUCUCACUGUAAGUUUGCUCUUCCAGAUGAUGUAGUGGACCAUGGAAAGAUGUCCAAGCCACAUGAUUUUGUACAAGGGAAGAAAUGUAAGAUUUGUAAUUACUGUGGGAAGACUGGCCAUUGGGAGAGAGAGUGUUGGAAGAAGUCACGAGAAAUUAAGGCUAAAUCAGUAGCCUUGGUUUCCACUAAAGUAAGUUUAUCCAAAAAGUUUUCACCUGUAACUGUUUUCCCCAGAAAUGAAAAUAAAGCUUCUUUAAGAAAGUUGGAUGUAAACAGUGGUGAUGGGGCUUUCACUGGAUCGUAUGAUAGUUUUAUGCAUGAAGGUACUGUCUCACUUGAGGGUGGGGAAAAGAAAUCUGUUCAGAUUUUACGGGAUACUGGCGCUUUAAAAUCUCUCAUGUUAAAAGGUUUGGUUGAUUUUGAAAGCCCAGAGAAAAUAGUUGUUCAUGGAGUUGGAGGAUCCAUCUCUGUUACCCCUGUGAGAGUGUACCUUGAGUGUGAAUUCUUUGAGGGUUUUGUGUGUGUAGGCCUGGUGGAUCAAUUGCCUAUGCAUGGUGUUCAUUUCCUGUUGGGAAAUGAUAUAGCGGGCAAGAAGGUGAACCCUGUCCCGUUAUUAUCUGAGAAACCUGUAGCUGUGGAAGAAACUAAGCAAUUAGUUGAGGAAGUACCCCAUGUGUUCCCUGCCUGUGCUGUAACAAGGUCCAUGUCAACCAAUAUUAAAGUACCUCAGACUGGGAAUGUAAUCAAUCCUGUCACUACUACUGAUACUGAUGCUGUUAACUUGGCUGAUACCUUUUUUGCCACCAUUGACUCUGUAGAUAGAGUAGCACUAGUUAAUCAAACUGAUAUGUCUAAAGGAUUAAUUGAAUUGCAGCAAGCUGACCCUGAGUUGCAAGACUUAGCUGAAGCUGCUGUGGCUGAAAAUGAGUGUGAUGAACUGUCAGUUUGUUACUAUUUGAAAAGGGGUGUAUUAAUGCGUAAGUGGAGACCCCAUUCGUCCCCAGCAACUGACAGUGAGUGGGUGACAGUACACCAGGUAGUAGUUCCAAAUGUUUAUAGGUAUGAUAUAAUGAAACUUGCUCAUGAUUCUACUUUUGGCAGGACAUUUGGGGGUAAGAAAGACCUUAGACCGGAUUUGGCGUAA
Messenger RNA from Penaeus vannamei (Pacific white shrimp), 1911 nucleotides. The record is from RefSeq and is a predicted model, not a curated record. Lineage: Eukaryota; Metazoa; Arthropoda; Malacostraca; Decapoda; Penaeidae.